CACACAGAGAGGAGCCAUCAGAGCAGCCAGUUCUUGCAGCCUUGGCUGCACCCUGGCACAGAAAUAGCGUCAGCCCUUGUGCCCUUCACUUCCCCUCCUGCUCAGGCUACAAACACUGAGAAAGCAGCAGUUUCCUCCCUCUUCCAUCCUGGAUUUGCACCUUUCCUGCCAAGAGAUGCUGCUUGCUCCCUCUUCCCGUAGGACAGGCCCCAUUCCUUUGUGUGACCUCCUCUUUCCCCAGAAACCUCUCUGGGAAUGGCCUCACGCAGAUCCGCAGCGGCACUUUCCAGGCCUGGCACGGGAUGCAGUUUCUCCAGGAGGUGUAAGUGGCCCCAGGGCUAAAGAAAGGCAUGGCAGGGCGAGUCUCUGCAGGCUCUCUGCAGGGUCAGUAGGCAAGAGCAGCUGUGCCCUCUGGAAAGCCCUGACUGUGCCUGUGGAUGUCAGCCAGGGAGCAGCAGGAGCGUGCAGCUGGAAGGACCCUUUCCCCUGCCCUGCUCAGCUCCUGCACGGCUUCCUUGACACCGGCCAGGCCAUCGCCACGUGCCCGGCACACCCAGCUCCCGUCCCUGCCAUCAGCCCUGACAGAGCUCUCUUGUUCCUCAGGAUCCUCAGCCAUAACCCGCUGGCUGUCAUUGCUGACGCUGCCUUCUUCAAGCUGCCCUCGGUGAUGUCUCUAGACCUGAGUGCCACCCAAGUGACUCCGCAGACGCUGCUGCUGCUCCUGCAGACCACGUUGAGCUUGGAAACCCUCCAAGUGCCCAGGGAAGUGGCCUGCUGCCUGUGCAAGGAGAGUCCCUUCACCGAGAGCCCGUGCAGGAGCAUCCUGUUCCCCUGCAAGAAGCUGUGCAGCACCAGCGCCCCGCAGUGCGCUCAAAGAAGUCUGGUACAGACACGGGGAGAAACACUGGACAUGGAACAGCCCAGAACGCUGAGCACCAGCCCAAUGUGGAGCCUCAAGCCCAAGGAGCCUUCACUGGGAGAUGACAGAACUGCAACACUUGUGAUUGCCCUGACCCCCAGCGCUGAGGAUGAUGUCAGCAGCCUGGACAAUUCCAGAAGCAAUUCCUAUCCCCCUCAGCAUCUCUUGGGGCACACAGGCAUACCAAGUGUUGAUGACGUGAGGACCCAGCUCAAGAAGAAGCUGCACAUGAAGAAACUGCACACGUCCAAAAGCAUCCAGACUGCAAAAAGCCUUCUCCCAUACCAGCGCCAGCCUCCCUGGCUGAAGGACGUGUUGGAAAAGACACCCUCAAGCUGGGAUCAACAGGAGAUGCAGUCACGUUCAAACCGAUACGGACUAAACCCCUCGGAUGUAGGCGGUGGAUUACACCGUGCUUACGGUGCCUCUGUCACUGCACAACGCAGAGAUGAGGAGGAAGAUCCAGCUCCCAGGAGGAACUACAUCAGGAGACACAAACGGCACAAGAGGGACGACAGGCGGAAUUGGGUUGGACAUAAGCAGCUUUUGUACCAGGUUUGGAGGUCGGGAGUCAAAGUGGAGCCAAAGCCCAGAGCUGACCAGGGUCUAAAGAGGAACCUGGAUUUUCUCUCGGACCCGUUGGUUCAGAGCCGCCCUGCUGCCAGCAGCUGGGGAGAGGCCUUGGCUGAAGAGGAGCAAUCCUCUCUAGGCAGGCACCCCCUGAUCUCCCCUGACACCACAGAGGAGAAAGGCUCCGUGCCCCUCAAUAAACCUUGGAGCCCCCGCAGUCCAGACGUUGCGCUGGUUCCAGGAGAACUCUUGGAAACCGCGCUUGAUCUUCAGCAGCAGCUUCUGGAGGCGGACAAAGGGCUGCAAACGUUCAUGGCCCACGUGGAGCGAACCCUGAAGAUGGACUGCAGCCUGCCCCAGCUGAAGCAGGCCUGUGCCAAGAUGGUCUCAAAGACCAGGCUGCUAGUAAAUGUGCUCCGUGAGAGGCAAGAGAACCAGGAAGCCUCUGAUGCCAUGGACCAGUGUCCUCAGCAGGAGAACAUGAUCAUCCACAUGGCUUUGGGGAAAGGCAAGAAACUGUCAAGGAAGAAUCUGGAGGUUGUGGUGUACAUCAUCAUCUCUGUGGCUUUGCUGUUUUUCUUCAUCUUCGUUUAUGUGAUACUGAAGUGUGUCUUCCAGCUGGAGUGCCCAGGUGAUGAGCCCCAGGUGCCCCUGCAGAUGGCCCUGCACAUGCUGAAGCGCUCCCGACCUCGUGAACCUGACUGCCAACGCUGCCACAGCAGCACCCUCUGCCUGAGAAGGUUCUGUGUAAAUCUGCCACAGAGUGGGAGGAAGGAUAACCAGGAGGCACAGGAUGUGGAGCAAAACUGGGCAGGGAGCUCCUCCGAGAGUUGCCCCUGUGCUGACAGUGUCCAUGGUGCUUCCCAGUUGAAGAAGUCUGAGUUGUCGUGGAUUAAACGCAUCCGGCGUGUCUAUGAAUCCGAGAGAUAA
Molecule: messenger RNA, 2419 nt
Organism: Catharus ustulatus (Swainson's thrush)
Lineage: Eukaryota; Metazoa; Chordata; Aves; Passeriformes; Turdidae
Exons: 8
Coding region: 176-2419 (747 amino acids)
Source: RefSeq, a predicted model, not a curated record